AUGAUCUUGCACUGCUUUUCGGACGGGCCGUUGGAACAGCACUACCCAACCCAGCUGUGCGAGAGCUCUGUUGAAGUGAUCGUGGCCAUCAGGACCGCACCGGGCCACUACAGCACGCGCCAAGCCAUCCGGAAGUCUAUAGGAAACGAGGCCACAAGAACUGCCCUCCCUUGGCGAAUCUUCUUUUACAUAGGCUGUACGCAGGAUCCCAAGUCAUCCCGUGUUCUGAGGAGAGAGAUAAAGAACGAUGACAUUAUUGUGGUCCCCACGCCACAUAGCUCUCUGAAUGCCGUACAAAUCUUUCUGGAAAUGGCCACGUGGCUUUACCAACACUGCAGCGCACGGUACGUUAUUCACAUUAACGAUACAACGUUCCCCGAUCUGGUGGGUCUCCACAGGUACAUCGCCAAUCUUAGCCAAGAGGACAACGGCUUUCACUGUAGCGAUCAGCAUUUGGUGAGAGUACGAAGAGACCCAGCCGACGAGCAGUUCUACCUCCCCCCUGGGCUCCUCAAAGACGAUGUGUUUCCGCCAUACUGUGAAGGAGAAGCUUUUGUGUUGAAAACAAGAUUUUUAGAACUCAUAGUGAAUGCGGCAGAAAGCAGUCCGCAGUUCCCUCUGUUUGGACAGUACGUGACAGGCAUGUUGGCCAAGGUCUCGAACUUGGAGCACAAGAGCAUUGCGGAGGCAAUGGCUGGGGUGACCGACAUAUGGACGAGGACCGAGAGAAAGUUGUUCAUUACGGGUAUGGUGAAGAUUUCGAUGUGGAAGCAGUACUGGAUGAAAAUGAUGGUCUGCUACAAGGACAACGAUAACCUUACGUUAGAGCUGACUGAACGAAUAAUGAGCAAAUUCCAGAUAAGACCUCUGAACUGA
Messenger RNA from Ixodes scapularis (black-legged tick), 876 nucleotides. RefSeq names its product beta-1,3-galactosyltransferase 9-like. Lineage: Eukaryota; Metazoa; Arthropoda; Arachnida; Ixodida; Ixodidae. Bases 1 to 876 code for a protein of 291 amino acids. Gene Ontology annotation, cellular component: membrane. The transcript has a single exon. Gene Ontology annotation, molecular function: hexosyltransferase activity. The record is from RefSeq and is a predicted model, not a curated record.